AUGGAAAACUAUUUUGAUCCGGAGUUAGGCGGUUUGCGUUCUCCGACAACCGCAGAUAGCUCGACUCCAGCAGGAAGUCCGGUUUGUGACGGGAUCUUCAGCGACGAUGAUCAAGUAGUAAAGACGGAGUGCUCGUUCUGUGUGGAAGAACGGGCAUGGACGCAGAGUACGCGGCAAUUGAGAGAGGCGAACCAAGAAAUUUGUUUGGUGAACGCUGACGAGCACGCGUCGUUGCGCGGACGAUUUGAAGAAGAACUCAGAGAAAAAUUCAAAGAAAUGAAACACUGGCAAGCGGAACUUCAAAAAGCACUUAAAGAGUGCUUUUGUUUGCGGGAGCAGAUCUCCCGCUUGAGGAUGGGGAUUUAUGGGGGGAGGUUACCCCAGUCCGAGGGACCUGAUCGAUGUGAAGGGUGCAAGGAUGCCGCACUUGAGUUGCAGAAAGAACUCUCCGACUACCGUCGAGUGAUUGAAUGGAAGAAAGAAUUGGAUUAUUUUAAUGACCAGGAAGUUGAGAGGCAGAAAAUCCUUAUGGAGAUUAUGAACAGCAUUAUAGAAAACUGUAAGAUGAAGUAUGAAUUGGUAACGAAGACAAACUUCGAUCUGCGAGUCUCUUUGUGGCACAUGAGAUGCUUUCUUGAAGAAUCAACAUACAUACCAAGUGACAUGCGCGCCGUCAGGCCCCAGGGGCCAAGGGAAGAGGCUCCACCUUAA
This is a messenger RNA of Ostertagia ostertagi, 711 nucleotides long. The record is from the annotation of a GenBank genome assembly. Lineage: Eukaryota; Metazoa; Nematoda; Chromadorea; Rhabditida; Trichostrongylidae.